AUAUAGAUGGCAUCAUAAAUAUUAUGUAUAUAUUUGUACGUCGAUAGAAAUUUAGAUUUUAAUAAAUUUUAUAACUAAACGUAUAAAAAUAAAAUUAUUAUUGUAAUUAUUGCCAUUCGAAGAUACGUAUGUAUAUUCUAAAUAAUAUUUAAUCAAUUAUAUUGAAAAUUAAUAUAAAUAGGUAUAUUUUACAUAUUUCUUAUAAUACAUUUAAUAGGAAUUCAUAGUCAUGUCAUAAAACAUAUAUAUAUAUUUAUAUAUAAUGUAUAUAUAAAUAUAUAUAUAAAUGUGUGUAAGAUACUUAAUCUUAAGUUUAAAAAUUAAUGGUUUCAAAAAUGAAAAUGCUAUUGUUUUAAUUUUAAUAAGUAACUUGUAUCAUUUUAAUGUUAUCAUCUCUACCAUCUUGUUAUCAUUAACACGCGUAUAUCGAAUCAAUUUCUAACCUUAAAUUGUUAACUCAAAAAUUUGUGUAAAAGACAAGACAUAAAAAAAUGUUUUGGAAAUGUUAAAAAUAGAAAAAAUCAGUACAAUUUUUUUACAAAUUAAAUAUUGUCAUCAAAUUUAUUUAUAUAAAAUUUAUAACCAAUAUUUACAAAAAACGUAUAGUGUUAGUGGAAACAAUAUUUGUGAUACAAAUUUUUAAUAUGUAUAAUUUAUAUUAUUAUAUAGUAAUAAUUCCAUAUAUAAUGAAGCAAUAUUGUCAUUUAUUUAAAAAAUCAUUUAUUGUCAUAUACUGAAUAAAAAAAAUGGAUGAUUCAAUAAAAUUAAUUAUACAUAAAGGCAGCACAAUUUUCGAUAGCAUUAUUAUUACAUAUUAUUCUGUGAUUAAAUACGAACAAAAAGCAAGAGAAACUAAAAGUAUAUAUCAAACAAAUAUUAAUAUGAACAAUGUCAAUGAAAGUAAUGUAGUACAAGUAAAUAGAAAUUCCUUAAACAGAAAAGGAUUUAAUGCCUAUAUUAUAUCAGCAUAUAUUACAACAUUAAUAAAUUCACAAACAUAUCGAAAGGCUGCAUUUAAAAAAUUAUUGCAAUAUUUAGCAUACAAAUUAUUAAAUAAAGUAGAUUCAAAAAUAAUUCUAAUAAAAUUGCGAAUGCCAAGAAAACAAUUCUUAGAUUACAAAUGGAAUCAAAGAAUAACACAAAUAGCAAUGGAAAGAAGAGAAGUUGAUCAUGCUAUGUCUUGGUUAUCUACUUUAGGUGGAGCAUUUUCUGCUUUAGGAGAAGAAUUUCAAUAUUGCGCUGAAAUAGCAGGAAAAAUUUCCAUAAAACAAUUUGAACUGGCGCUUCGUCUUAGAGAUCCUUUUCUAGUUGCUCGUUGUAAAUUAUAUAUUGCUUUAAGUUUGAUUCAACAAGGUCAGUUAAAAACCCCAAAACAGAUAGUAAAGCAUAUUUAUAAGUUUUCUAUAAAUCAGAAUGAUAUUCGUUUACAAAAUAUGUGUCAAGGUAUAUGGGCAAAACUCAAAUAUUGUUAUAAAAUACAAAAAGAACGGCAUAAAACUUAGUAGUCAAUAUUAGUUUCAUAAAAUUUUUAAAGAUAGUUUAAAAUUAGGCUAAUUAAAUUUGAUAUUUAUGUUUAAAAAUAAUAUAAAAAUAUUGUUUUCAAAAAUGUAUUUUUUGUAAUUAUUAAAUAAAUGUUAAUAAAAAAUAAUAUUAUAUUCUGUUAAAUUAAAACUAAUAAACAUAUAUAUUUUCAACAUUUUUAUUAAUCCUCAUACAAUUAUUAAGUCUUUUUAAUUUGCAAACAUUUGAAACAGAAAUAUAAUAUAUGAAUAAUAUUUAAAUAUGAAUUUAAAUGCUACAAAAUUUCUUGAAAUUUUUUAAAUAAAUUUCAUGGCUUUUAUCAUGUAUGAAUAUUUAGAAUAUUUCUAUAAUGGAAUUUUUAAUUUUUUUGGCUUCUCUGCAUUCUUAAAUAUAUUUAACUUACAUAUUUGUAUUUGUAUAAAUGUGUGUGUGUGUGUAUGUGCACGCUCGCGUGACAUUUAACAAAAAAAAAAAAAAAAAAGAAAAAAACAA
Messenger RNA from Apis cerana (Asiatic honeybee), 2013 nucleotides. RefSeq lists its product as uncharacterized. NCBI's taxonomy places the organism in Eukaryota, Metazoa, Arthropoda, Insecta, Hymenoptera, Apidae. The record is from RefSeq and is a predicted model, not a curated record.